Messenger RNA from Fraxinus pennsylvanica, 2667 nucleotides. Lineage: Eukaryota; Viridiplantae; Streptophyta; Magnoliopsida; Lamiales; Oleaceae. The record is from the annotation of a GenBank genome assembly.
AUGGCAGUGUACUAUAAAUUUAAAAGUGCAAAGGAUUACGAUUCGGUUAUGAUUGAUGGGCACUUUAUUUCCGUUGGACACUUGAAAGAAAAAAUAUUUGAAUCAAAGCAUUUGGGCAAGGGUACUGAUUUUGACCUCCUUAUCACCAACGCCCAGACUAAUGAAGAGUAUCUUGAUGAGGGGAUGUUAAUUCCCAAAAAUACUUCAGUUUUAAUACGCCGAGUUCCUGGACGGCCUCGCAUGCCCAUAGUUACUGCACCGGUUACUAAACUGGAAGAGUCAAAGGUGGAAAAUAAUUCCGAGGAUGUUCGAGCUGUAAAAAUUGGCUUUGCUGGAUUGGAUCCAUCUGCUGUGAAAUAUGCUGAGGAUUUUGAAUGGGAUGAAUUUGGAAAUGAUCUAUAUGCGAUUCCUGAAACGCUGCCCGUACAGUCUAGCAAUCCAGUUCAGGAUGCUCCACCUACCAGCAAAGAGGACGAGGAUAUGAAGAUCAAGGCUUUGAUUGACACUCCAACUUUAGAUUGGCAGCGUCAAUCUUCUGAUGGCUUUGGUCCUGGUAGAGGUUUUGGACGGGGCAUGGGUGGAAGAAUGAUGGGUGGCCGUGGUUUUGGACGAGGCAUAUUGGAUCGGAAAACACCACCACAAGGCUAUAUAUGUCACAGGUGCAAGGUACCUGGGCAUUUUAUUCAGCACUGCCCAACAAAUGGGGAUCCUAAUUUUGACAUCAAAAGGGUGAAACCUCCUACUGGAAUUCCAAAGUCUAUGUUAAUGGCUACUCCAGAUGGUUCUUAUGCAUUACCUAGUGGGGCUGUUGCAGUUUUGAAGCCAAACGAGGCUGCCUUUGAGAAAGAGAUUGAAGGAAUGCCAUCAACGCGUUCUGUUGGUGAUCUUCCACCAGAACUACAUUGCCCCUUGUGUAAAGAAGUAAUGAAAGAUGCUGUGCUUACGAGCAAGUGUUGUUUUAAAAGCUUUUGUGAUAAAUGUAUAAGGGAUCACAUCAUUUCUAAAUCAAUGUGUGUCUGUGGAGCCACAAAUAUUCUUGCGGAUGAUCUUUUGCCCAACAAGACAGUAAGGGAAACUAUUCACAGAAUUUUAGAGUCCAAUAAUAGCAGUGGUGAAAAUGGUGGGAGUGUAUUUCAAGUCCAAGACAUGGAGUCACGGAAUCCACAGGCUAUGGCUCCAUCCCCCACACAAUCUGCUGCCUCGAAAGGACAGCAAGUGCCUGCAUUGCCGCCUGAAAAGGAAGAGACCUCAAAAAUUGCAGAAACUGUUGAAGAGGGCAAAGCUGUGAAUGCUCCACAGAAUCAGGAGGAAGCGAGAAUAAAAGUACCGGACAUUUCAGAAGCUACACAUGGGUCAUUAAAUGUUAAGGAACAAGCAUCCCCUGGACGUCGUCCAUUGGCUGAUGAAGAAGCGCAGGAGAAGCCAGUGUCUGGGGAGGCAGGAAAGAAGAAGAAAAAGAAGAAAAUUCGUAUGCCUCCUAAUGCAGCAGAUAUGCAGUGGGCUGGCCAGGACGUUGCAGCAGAGAAUUAUAUGAUGCCUUUCGGCCCUUCCGCUUUUAAUCCAUACUGGACAGGCAUGCAACCUGGAAUGGAUGGGUUCAUGCCUCCGUAUAAUGGUCAUAUGCCCUAUAUGGGUUAUGGGCUCGGUCCUAUGGAUGUUGCAUUUGGCGGUGUCAUGCCACAGGAUCCAUUUGGAGGACCAGGGUUUAUGAUGCCAUAUGGUGGCCAGCCUCAGAGGGACCUUGCAGAUUUAGCAAUGGGAUUCAAUGCUCGACCACCACCUGGUCCACCCGUAAUGUCCAGAGAGGAAUUUGAAGCUCGCAAAGCGGAUUUGAAGAGGAAGCGUGAAAUGGAUGGACGUGUUGAUAGGGAGUCAUCUAAAGACCGUGAAUAUGGUAGAGAAGGAAGGAGCAACGCGGGCAACGUUUCUGCACUGAAAUCCAAAUCAAAGUCUAUACACCCUCCAUCAAGCUCCGACCAACACCGCCUCUAUGGCCACUCAUCCGACAGACAUUCCCCUAAUCGUCACUCCCGCGAUCCUGAGGUACCUCGCCCUUCAUCCAAGAGGAAAUCAUCUGAGCACUAUGAGGAGAUUGAGGACAAGCAACAUCGUCGUGACUAUCAUGAUGAUCACCGCCACAGCGAUCGUCGCCAUCACCCCCAUUCAUCCACUGCCAAGGCAUUGGAUGAUCGCCACAGUUGGUCUGAGUUGUCCACUGCCAAGGCAUCUCCAGAGCCACCCGUGGCACGACCCAAGUCCACCACCUCCACAGCUGACAAGAAGCAAAAGGCCAGUGUCUUCUCUCGCAUUAGCUUCCCUGGAGAUGACUCAACACCCACUAAGAAAAGGAAACUUUCUUCUUCCUCUGCUGAUGCGCCGGUCAGUGCCUCGUCGAAUCACCACCGUGCAUCAGCAUCUAAUGGAUACCAUGAAGAGCACAAGGGGCCUGUAUCGGGUUCAAGGAAGACGGCAGCAACAGCUGCUUCCGCCAGUGCUGUAGAUUAUGAGAGCAGUGAUGAUGAUAGGCAUUUCAAGAGAAGGCCGUCAAAGUACACCUCGUCUCCACCGCUAGCCACGGAGAGGGACGAGGAGGAGCCUCGGCGCUCCAAAGGUUCAAGGGAGAAGGAGCGUGGAAGGGAUCGUGCAAGCUAUAACAAGCAUAAAUGA